GACGGGGCCUGGCCGCGGUCGUACGGGCGUCUGGGCUACGCUCUUUCUCUCUCGGCCGGCGGCACGGUGCUUUCCGGCUGCCGUCAAGCGCAGCAGUGGGCCGGCGGGCGGGGGCCGAGGGGCUGCCAUGGCGGCGGCAGGCCGGCUGCUGGGCUCCUGGGUGUUGCUGGCGCCGCUGCUUGGGGGCCUCGCGCUGCUGGGAGUCGGGCCGGUCCCGGCGCGGGCACUGCACAACGUCACGGCCGAGCUCUUUGGGGCCGAGGCCUGGGGCACCCUGGCGGCCUUCGGAGACCUCAACUCUGACAAGCAGACGGACCUCUUCGUGCUGCGGGAAAGAAAUGAUUUAAUCGUCUUUUUGGCAGACCAGAACGCACCCUAUUUUAAACCCAAAGUAAAGGUAUCCUUGAAGAAUCACAGUACAUUGAUAACAAGUGUAGUCCCGGGGGAUUAUGAUGGAGAUUCACAAAUGGAUGUUCUUCUGACAUAUCUUCCCAAAAAUCACGCCAACGGUGAAUUAGGAGCUAUUAUCUUCUGGGGACAGAAUCAAACCUUAGAUCCUUGCAAUAUGACCAUACUCAAUAGGACUUUUCAGGAUGAACCAUUAAUUAUGGACUUCAAUGCCGAUUUAAUUCCUGAUAUAUUUGGUAUCACAAAUGAAUCCAACCAGCCACAAAUACUAUUAGGAGGGAAUUUAUCAUGGCAUCCUGCAUUGACCAUUAAAAGUAAAAUGCGGAUUCCACAUUCUCAUGCGUUCAUUGAUCUAACUGAAGAUUUUACAGCAGAUUUAUUCCUCACGACAUUGUCUGCCUCUAAUACCUUCCAGUUUGAGAUAUGGAAAAAUUUGGAUGGAAAUUUCUCUCUCAGUACUGUAUUUGAAAAACCUCAAAAUAUGAUGGUAGUUGGACAGUCAGCAUUUGCCGACUUUGAUGGAGAUGGAAACAUGGACCACUUAUUGCCAGGCUGUGAAGAUAAAAACUGCCAGAAAAGUACCAUUUACUUAGCAAGAUCCAGAACAAAGCAGUGGGUUCCUGUCCUACAGGAUUUUAGCAAUAAGGGCACACUCUGGGGUUUUGUGCCAUUUGUGCAUGAACAACGACCAACUGAAAUACCAAUUCCAAUUACCCUUCAUAUUGGAGACUACAACAUGGAUGGUUAUCCAGAUGCUCUUGCCAUACUGAAGAAUACAUCUGGAAGCAAUCAGCAGGCCUUUUUACUGGAGAAUGUCCCUUGUAAUAAUGCAAGCUGUGAGGGGGCGCGUCGUAUGUUUAAAGUCUACUGGGAGCUGAUGGACCUAAACCAAAUCAGAGAUGCAGUGGUUGCCACCUUCUUUGAUAUUUACGAAGAUGGAAUCUUGGACAUUGUAGUACUAAGUAAAGGAUAUACAAAGAAUGAUUUUGCCAUCCAUACACUAAAAAAUAACUUUGAAGCAGAUGCUUAUUUUGUUAAAGUCAUUGUUCUUAGUGGUCUCUGUCCUAAUGAAUGUCCUCGUAAGAUAACAUUGAGCUAUCAUCAUUUUUGGCCUGACUGGAGUCAUCUGAGCCAUCCUUCAAAAAGCAACCAGAGGGCUUCCCUGGUGGCGCAGUGGUUGAGAGUCCACCUGCUGAUGCAGGGGACGUGGGUUCAUGCCCCGGUCCGGGAAGAUCCCACAUGCCGCGGAGCGGCUGGGCCCGUGAGCCAUGGCCGCUGAGCCUGCGCAUCCUGAGCCUGUGCUCCGCAACAAACCACCAGCAUCAGUGCAUCUCCUGGGAACUUGUAAGAAAUGCACACUCCUAGGCCUCACCAAGAUCUACCAAAUAGGAACACCUUGGUAUGCAGCCAGUGAAUCUAUAAUUUAAUAAUCCCUCCAGGAGAUUCUGAUAUAUGCUAAAGUCUGAAAACCACAGCACUGGACUUUUAGAAAAGGGAUUACUGUAAGCUAACAACCUUGUCUUCUUACACAGCAAUUAUGUAUAUUCAGAAGUGGAAUUUCAUCCAAACGUACAUUCUUGCAAAUAAAUUAUUCCUGUAGUUUUAGAAUCCUACAGUACACUAAAGAAAAUGAAUGUUAACUUGAUAAAUGUUUCUGUUUUGAUCAAAAUAAUUUUUUUCACUCGUAGUUCAACAUAAUUGAAAAUGAGAUAUCACUACCAAAAAAGACAUUAAUUUAUUUGGCCAAAGUAAAAAGAUAAUAGUGCAUACAUAUUGAGCACUUACUGUGUGCCAGGCACUGAUCUAAUUAUUUUACACAUAUUUACUCAAUCUUUACUUCAAUCCGAUGAGAUAGCUACUAUGAUUAUCCCUAAUUUAAGUAGAGGGAACUGAAAGUUAAAUAAUUUGCCCAAGGUUAUACAGAAAAUAAGUGGAAGAGGAAUAAUUUGAACCCAGAUUCUCUGACUCUAAAAACUACAUUCUUAGUUUCAAAAUUUGGAAAGCUAAUACCUAAAAUAUUCUCAUGACAUGAAAUAUUUGGAAUAACUCACAGGCCUUUAAAUUUUUGUUUUAAUCACCUCAAGCUGCCUUUACAAAAUACAAUCGGAAUUUAUUUUCUCACAGUUCUGGAAGCUGGAAGUCCAGGAUCACGAGAUCAGGGUGCUAGUAUGGUCAGGUUCUGUUGAAGGCCCUCUUCCUGGCUUGCUUCUUCUCACUGUGUGCUCACAUGGCCUGUCCUAGCUUUGUGCGCAGGGGGAGACAGAGAGAGAGAGCAAGUUCUCUGGUGUCUCUUCUUAUCAGGACACUAGUGCCAUCAUGAGGACCCUGCCCUCAUGACUCCAACCCUAACUACCUUCCACAUAUCAUCACAUUAGUGAUUGGAGCUUCAACGUAUUAAUUUUGGGGAGGCAUAAACAUUCAGUCUAUAAGAAUUAAGAAAAGUAUUUCAGAGAAGUAAGAAAGAAGUUAUGUGAAAUUUUCACAGAUGUGUUGUCGUUAUUGCUGAUUGAUAUUCCCAUAGUUUGCAUUCCCGGCAUAUUAGCUUUUCAGGUUUUCAUAAAGGAAUUCAAGGUAUGGGUAUAAAUACUUAAACUAGAGGAAUUAAUUGUUUCAGAAAUCCCUAAUCCUUUUAAAUUGAAAAUUCCUUAAUGAUACAAUCACUUCCCAAAUAAUAAAUUUAUAAAAAUUGAAAUUCUUUGGACCACCACUAAUAUAACCUAGGUAUGUGAAAGGUAUUAAAAGAUACAGCAAUACUCCUAGCAUCUCUACUGUAUUAGAAGAGAUACAAAGUAAAAGUUAUCCAAGUUUUUGCACUUGCUGAAGGUAUAACCCUAUUUACUACAUUUUGUACUAAACAUUCAUAUGGAGGUAAAUGGCACUAUUUAAGGGGGAAGAAAAAUCCUGAAACAUGUUUAAUGCUAUGACAUAAGGGUUAAGAAACCAAAACACACAGGCACAUGUACCAGUCAUAUCAUUUCCAUUGGGAAAGGCAGAGUAGGGAUUGAAUUACUCAUUAUGUACAUGAUACAGAGUACCAAUUCUCAAACUUCUUGUUCUGAAGACUCCAAAUAGUUUUUCUUAAGCGAGUUUUGUUUAUCAGUAUUACUCUAUUUGAAAUAAAAACUGAAACAACUUUAAAUGUUUUUAUUAAAUCAUUUUAAAACAAUAGACCCAUUACAUGUUGACCUAAAAUAAAGUUAUUUUUAUGGAAAAAUAACUAUUUUCCAAAAUACAAAAUGAGUGAAGAGUAACAUUCCUUUGUAUUUUUUUCAAAUCUCCUUAGUACCUGUCAUUAAAAAAAAAAAAAAAGAUUCUCAUAUCUCCUUUUGCAUUGUUUAUUAUUCUUUUGGUUGAAAUAUUAAAAAAAAAAUUUAGCCUUACACAGCUGUAUAGUAGAAAAAGAGAAUAUUUCAUAUCCUGUUCAGAUAACUGAUAGUAUACCAAAACUCAACAGUGGCAUUUACUUAAAGGUUAGUUGUAAUGUGGAAUUUGAAACUAUAUCAGUGAACAUUUCCAACUCUGUCACAUUACCCAUUGGUUAUUUAGAAGCCUGUUGUUUAAUUUCCACACAUUUGUGAAUUUCUCAAAUUUCUUUCUGUUGUUGGUUUCUAAUUUAAUUCCAUUGUCAUCAGAAAACAUACUUUGUACAAUUUCAGUACUUUUACAUUUAUUAGGACUUGUUUUAUGGUCUCGUAUAUGGUUCCCCUUAGAGAAUGUUUCAUGUGUGCUUGAGAAGAUGUAUUCUACUAAAGUUGGGUACAGUGUUCUAUACAUGUCUACUAGAUCUAGUUGAUUUCUAGUGCUGUUCAAGUCUUCUUUUUCCUUGUUGAUCUUGUGCUUCAUUGGUCUAUCCAUUAAUGACACUGCUGUAUUUUUAAUAAUUAUAAUAGUAUCCAGCAACCAUUAUUGUUGAAUUACCUGUUUCACCCAUCAAUUCCUUAUGUAUUUCAGGCCUGUGUUAUUAGGUGUAUUUAUGUUUAUAAUUGUUAUGUGUUCUUGAUAGAUUGAUGAAACUGUCCUUUUUUAUCUCUACUAACAUUUUUAUCUUAAAGUCUGUUUGUGUCUAUUAUUAGUAUGGCUACUCCAGCUCUCAUUUGGUUACUAUUUCCAUGGUAUAUCUUUUCCAUGCUCUUACUUUCAACCUAUUUGUUGUUUUUGAGUUUAAAGUGUCUUUUAUAGACAGCAUACACUUGGAUCAUGUUCUUCUAUCUAUUCUGCUAAUCUCUGCCUUUUGGUAGCACUGUUUAAUCCAUUUACAUUUAAUAUAAUUACUAAUUAGGUAGAUUUAUCUCUGCCAUUUUGCUAUUUUGUUCCUUAUAUGUCUUAUGUCUUUUUUCUUCCUCUGUUCCACCAUUACUGCUCUCUUUUGUAUUAUAUAUUUUCUAGAAUUUGAUUUUAAUUCCCUUGUUUUUUGUACUCUAUAUUUGAAAUUAUUUUUUUAGUGUUUCCUCUCAGAAUUACAGUUUCCAUUGUAACUUAGAAAACAAUAUACUCCAUAUUAAUACCAACUUAGUUUCAGUAGCAUAAACAGACUUUGCUCCAAUAUGCCUCAGUUUACUCCCCCCUCCUUUGUGCUUGUAUUUUCAUACAUGUUACAUCUUCAUGCAUUGUGAGCCCAACAACAUGGUUUUUUCAUUAUUACUUUAUGCAGUAAUGUUUUAAAUUAGAUAGGAGAAAAGAGCUACAAACAAACAUACAUUUAUAGCAUCUAGUAAAUUUACCUAUAGUUACCUUUACUGAUACUUUUUAUUUAUUUCUGUGGAUUUGAGUUCCUGUCUACUUUCAGUUCAGCCAGAAGAACUCCCUUAGUAUUUCCUGUUAGUUAGGUGUGUUAAUAAUAAAUUUUCUCAGUUUUUUUCUCACAAUGUGUUAAUUUUCCCUUCAUUCUUCAAGGAUAAUUUUGCUACCUUUUAGAUUUCUUGGUUGACUGUCUUUUCCUUUCAACACUUUAAAUAUUCAUCUUACUGUCUUCUGGACUCCUGGGUUUCUGAUGAGAAAUCAGCUUUAAUCUUAUUCAGGUUCCCUUGUACAUAACAAGUUGCUUAUCUCUUGUUGCAUUUAAAAUUCUCUCUUUGGCUUUCAGCAGUUUGACUAUGAUGUACCUUGGUGUGGAUCUCUUCAAGUUUAUCCUACUUGGUGUUCAUUGAGCUUUUAGAUGUGCAGUUUCAUGUAUUUAAUUAAAUUUGGGCAGUUUCAGACAUUUUCACAUCACAUAUUCUUUCUGCCUCUCCUCCCCUCCUUUCCUCUGGGACUCCUAUUAUUGUUGAUAUUCUUGAUGGUGCCCCACAGGUCUCUGAGGCACUGUUCAUUUUCUUUAUGUUUCUCAUUUUACUUUCUGUUUCUCACACUGGAUAAUCUGAAUUGACAUAUCUUCAAUUUUAUUGAUUCCUUCUUUUGCUAAUUUAAAUCUAUUGAGCCUCUCUAGUGAAUUUUUUUAUUUCAGUUAUUGUACACUAGAAUUAGUGUGGGAUUUUUUGCGUGUAUGACUUAUAUCUCUUUAUUGAUACUCUAUUUUGGUGAGAUAUUGUUCUCAUAAUUUCCUUAAAUUCUUUACAUGAUUUCCUUUACUUUCUUUGAACAUAUUUAUAAUAGCUGAUUUAAAGUCUCUACCUAGUAAGUCAAACAUCUGUGCUUCCUUGGGGGAAAUUUCUAUUGACAGCUUUUUUUUCCCUUUGUAUGAAACAUACUUUCCUGUUUGUGUGUCUCAUAAUUUUUUGUUGUUGAAAACUGGACAUUAUAAAUAAUGUGUUCACCCUGAAAAUCCCCCCCUUAAGUUUGUUGUUAUUGCUGCUGUUUGUCCAGUGAGUUUCCUGGAUUAUUACUAUGAAAUCUUUAUUCUUUAUUGUAUAUAACCAUGAAAUCCUUAUUCAGUAAGUUUUAAUUGUCAGCUGUGAGUGGACACAGUUUUUCUUAAAUAAAGGAUUGAGAGAU
Aethalodelphis obliquidens (Pacific white-sided dolphin) is the source of this 6339-nucleotide messenger RNA. RefSeq names its product integrin alpha FG-GAP repeat containing 1 (gene ITFG1). The record is from RefSeq and is a predicted model, not a curated record. Gene Ontology annotation, cellular component: plasma membrane. Lineage: Eukaryota; Metazoa; Chordata; Mammalia; Artiodactyla; Delphinidae. The coding region runs from base 128 to 1687 and encodes 519 amino acids. The transcript is spliced from 14 exons.